Pundamilia nyererei is the source of this 1543-nucleotide messenger RNA. RefSeq names its product potassium inwardly rectifying channel subfamily J member 12a (gene kcnj12a). Bases 220 to 1521 code for a protein of 433 amino acids. The record is from RefSeq and is a predicted model, not a curated record. The transcript is spliced from 2 exons. NCBI's taxonomy places the organism in Eukaryota, Metazoa, Chordata, Actinopteri, Cichliformes, Cichlidae. Gene Ontology annotation, molecular function: inward rectifier potassium channel activity. Gene Ontology annotation, biological process: regulation of monoatomic ion transmembrane transport; potassium ion import across plasma membrane. Gene Ontology annotation, cellular component: plasma membrane.
UGGGAGAGAAGAUACCAUCUUUUAGUUCUGCAACCUGGUGUAGGACAAGUAAUCGUAAAGGGAUUGGAUUAAGACACAAGGCUACCAACCAUCCACCUAAAUGACUCACUGACAUGCAACUGAGCCAGUGAUCAAGCUGUGAAGGGGCCUUGAUCCCACACUGGGACUCCAGGUCUGCCCUUCUACUCUAACCCUGCAGCUGGAGGUGCCGUCAGGAACAUGAGCGUGGGAAGAAUCAACCGCUACAGCAUUGUGUCAUCUGAAGAAGAGGGUCUGCGCCUCACUACCAUGCAUGGUAUGAAUGGAUUUGGCAAUGGCAAGAUCCACACACGCCGCAAGUGCCGCAACCGCUUUGUGAAAAAGAAUGGCCAGUGUAAUGUGCAGUUUGCCAAUAUGGACGACAAGUCGCAGCGCUACAUGGCCGACAUCUUCACAACGUGUGUUGAUAUCCGCUGGCGAUGGAUGCUCAUAGUCUUUACUCUUGUGUUUGUUGUGUCUUGGCUGGCCUUUGGCUUAGCUUUUUGGGUUAUAGCUUUGCUGCAUGGAGAUCUGGACAACCCAGCUGGAGAUGACAACUUCACUCCAUGCGUUCUACAGGUCAAUGGAUUUGUGGCUGCCUUUCUAUUCUCCAUUGAAACACAGUCUACCAUAGGUUAUGGCUACCGCUGUGUGACUGAAGAGUGCCCAGUAGCUGUCUUUAUGGUGGUCUUUCAGUCUAUAGUUGGCUGCAUCAUUGACUGCUUCAUGAUUGGCGCCAUCAUGGCCAAGAUGGCAAGGCCUAAGAAGCGAGCACAAACGCUCUUGUUUAGCCACAAUGCCGUCAUUGCCAUGCGGGAUGGAAAGCUGUGUCUAAUGUGGAGGGUAGGGAAUCUGCGCAAGAGCCACAUUGUUGAGGCCCACGUCAGAGCACAGCUCAUCAAACCUCGGAUAACUGACGAGGGGGAAUACAUCCCUCUAGACCAGAUAGACAUUAAUGUGGGCUUUGACAAAGGCCUGGAUAGGAUUUUCUUGGUUUCACCUAUCACUAUUCUACAUGAGAUAGAUGAGGAGAGCCCUCUUUUUGGGAUCAGCAAACAGGACUUGGAGACCGCAGACUUUGAGAUUGUUGUCAUCUUGGAGGGAAUGGUUGAAGCAACCGCCAUGACCACCCAGGCUCGCAGCUCCUACUUGGCCUCAGAGAUCCUUUGGGGACACCGGUUUGAGCCUGUGUUGUUUGAGGAGAAGAACCUGUACAAGGUGGAUUACUCUCACUUUCACAAAACUUAUGAGGUGCCGUCCACCCCCCGCUGCAGUGCCAAGGACAUGGUGGAAAACAAGUACCUAGUCCCCAGCUCUAAUUCUUUCUGCUAUGAAAACGAGCUGGCCUUCCUUAAUCGCGAUGAUGAGGAAGAGGAUGUAGGUGGUGGAAGCAGAGCACUGGCGAACCUCAGUCCAGAUCGAAAUAGCCGACCUGAAUUUGAACGCAUACAGACCACCAGGGUCCUGGAUCAAAGGUCAUAUCGUAGAGAAUCGGAAAUAUGACCUCUACACUUUGACCUGAGGG